AUGACCGGUCGAAAAAAGCGCACUAGCACCAGCACUUCAAAGCGCAAAUCCGUUCAAAGCGGAUCGUCAAAAUCGAAAGCCUCGGUGGACAGUGAGUACCCGAGUUACUCCAAAUUUCAAGUAUCGUAUCCCGUUGUCUGCCGCCAGCGCUACCACAAGGACAAGCUCCGGUACGAUAAACAGUUCGAGUACGAGCUUAAAAUGUUGGAAUUGAUGCAGAACUCGGCCUACGAUUCUAUGCGCUUUCACAGACAUAUGGCCAUCACCACCCUGUGGCCUCCGUUGCACACCAGAAAGGAGAUCGAAUACGUGCUGGACAAAUUUUUCCGCUUGCCAGACCGGCAGACGCGACGUUUGCACGAAAUUAUGAGUUCCCCGGUGUAUUGA
Messenger RNA from Sabethes cyaneus, 387 nucleotides. RefSeq lists its product as uncharacterized. The transcript has 3 exons. The record is from RefSeq and is a predicted model, not a curated record. Lineage: Eukaryota; Metazoa; Arthropoda; Insecta; Diptera; Culicidae. Bases 1 to 387 code for a protein of 128 amino acids.